Molecule: messenger RNA, 3337 nt
Organism: Coregonus sp. 'balchen'
Lineage: Eukaryota; Metazoa; Chordata; Actinopteri; Salmoniformes; Salmonidae
Source: the annotation of a GenBank genome assembly
AUGGAGGAUACAGUUAUUGCUGAUGGGUAUUGGACGUCAGGGGAGGAGUACCAGGAUGGGAGGUGGGUAUUGCUCAUGGAGGAAAGUAUGUGGGGGGUAUUGACUCAGGGAGGAUGACAGUACUGGUGAUGGGGGUAUUGACUCAGGGAGGAUACAGUACGGCUGAUGGGGUAUUGACUCAGGAGGAUGAAGUACUGGCUGAUAUGGGGUAUUGACUCAGGGAGGAUACAGUACUGGCUGAUGGGGGUAUUGACUCAGGGAGGAUACAGUACUGGCUGAUGGGGGUAUUGACUCAGGGAGGAUACAGUACUGGCUGAUAUGGGGGUAUUGACUCAGGGAGGAUACAGUACUGGCUGAUUGGGGUAUUGACUCAGGGAGGAUACAGUACUGGCUGAUGGGGGUAUUGACUCAUGGAGGAUACAGUUAAUGCUGAUGGGGGUAUUGACUCAGGGAGGAUAAGUACUGGCUGAUGGGGGUAUUGACUCAGGGAGGAUACAGAGGACAUGAUAUGGGGUAUUGACUACAGGAGAUUAAUACUUGCUGAUAUGGAGUAUUGACAGGAGAUACAGGGUACGCAUGGGGUUUACUGUUGACUCGGGAGGAUACAGUACCUCCACUGAUGGGGGUAUUGACUCAGGAGGUACAGUACUGCGAUGGGGGUAUGACUCAGGGAGGAUGAAGUACUGGCUGAUGGGGUAUGACUCAGGAGAUGAAGACUAGUCUUGGCAUGGUUCUGUUAUAUCUCCACCCGGCACACCAUAAGAGGACUGGCCACCCAUCAUAGCCUGGUUCCUCUCUAGGUUUCUUCCUAGGUUUUCGCCUUUCUAGGGAGUUUUUCCUAGCCACCGUGCUCCUACACCUGCAUUACUAGCUGUUUGGGGUUUUAGGCUGGGUUUCUGUACAGCACUUCGAGAUAUUAGCUGAUGUAAGAAGGGCUAUAUAAAAUAAAAUUGAUUGAUUGAUUGGCUGAUGGGGGUAUUGACUCAGGGAGGAUACAUGGAGACAGAUUGCUGUGAUUGCUACUGACAUUUCCAACACUUCUGACAUCAUGUGAAGGAAUCUAGAGGAUGAAGAGGAGGAGGGGUGACGUAUACAUCCCAUCGCCGGUGCUUCACAGAAAUAAUACUUAGAUGAAGAAGUUAUCUAGAGAGGAGCGCCAUGAUGGAUUCUAUUCAGUCUACACCUGAUGUCUUCACCACAGAUAGGUACUGCAACAACAACUUUGUCUGCUUAAUGAAAUUCUAGAAAGAGUGUACAAAAUAUUAAGGACACCUUUCUAAUACAGAGUCCCCCCUCCCUUGCCCUCAGAACAGCCUCAAUUCGUCGGAGCUUGGACUCUACAAGGUGUCAGAAGCAUUCCACAGGGAUGCUAGCCCAUGUUGACUCCAAUGCUUCCCACGGUUGUGUCAAGUUGGCUGGGUGGUGGACCCUUCUUGCUACACACGGGAAACUGUUGAGCGUGAAAAACCCAGCAGCGUUGCAGUUCUUGACACAAACAGGUGCGCCUGGAACCUACUACCAUACCCUGUUCAAAGACACUUAAAUCUUUUGUCUUUCCCAUUCACCCUCUGAAUGGCACACAUACACAAUCUCAAUUGUCUCAAGGCUUAAAAAUCCUUCUUUAACCUGUCUCCUCCCCUUCAUCUACACUGAUUGAAGUGGAUUUAACAAGUGACAUAAAUAAGGGAUCAUAGCUUUCACCUGGAUUCACCUGGUCAGUCUGUCAUGGAAAGAGCAGGUGUUCUUAAUGUUUUGUACACUGCAGUGUUUGUUGUCAUGGCUGUCGAAACUUUGGUGUAUGAAAUGUAUUGGAGCCAUGGGAGUAAUUGUCUUUUCUUCAACAGCACCUUGAGAGAACCAUACAAUGAGACCCAACUGUCACCAUCCAACUCAACCCUACCCGUCGAGCAUCACAACAGCUUCCACAACACCCUACUAGGUGUGGACGUGUGCCUGUGCCUGUGUGUGCCUGAGCAUAUUGGGAAAGGCCCAUUUCGGUUCUAAGCAACGGACAAUAAAGUAUCUAUCCUAUCUAUUGUAGGACUCUUCCUGGGCUUCCUGUCGCUGCUCACCGUCAUCAUGAACAUCCUGGUACUGUACGCUGUGAAGAAGGAGCGGACCCUCCACACGGUGGGCAACCUCUACAUCGUCAGCCUCUCCGUGGCGGAUCUCAUCGUCGGGGCCACCGUGAUGCCCCUCAACCUGGUCUAUCUGCUGGAGGACGAGUGGAGCCUGGGGAGGGUCGUCUGUCAGUUCUGGCUCGUCGUGGAUUACGUAGCCAGCACAGCCUCAAUCUUUAGUCUGUUUAUACUUUGUCUGGAUCGGUAUCGGUCCGUGCACGAGCCGCUGAGGUACCUGAAGUACCGGACCAGAGGGAGAGCUAGCGUUAUGAUCUCAGGGGCCUGGCUGUUGUCUAUGAUGUGGAUUAUUCCUAUUCUAGGGAUGGAGGUCGAUUGCUACGGUCGAUCUUAAGCCGGAGAUGGAAAAUAAGUGUGACACUGAUUUCCGAUUUGUUACGUGGUUUAAGGUUCUGGCUUCAGUGUUUAACUUCUACGUUCCCUCUCUGUUGAUGCUGUGGCUGUACUCACGUAUCUACACGGCUGUGAGGCAGCACUUCAGAGAGAGGGAGAAGUUUAUCAAUCCCACAGAUUCCGUGGCGGGAAACCGUAUCGGACACAAAGUCCAAACAGGAAAUAGCUCCUGCAAAUCUUCUAACAAGGAAAAGAAGGGAAAAAACAGUGACUUUGAUCAGUACACUUUAGACCAGCCGUACGACUCCACAGACACAGCUGAAAUCAACACACCCAGGGAACCCAAGUCUGGGAAAGACUCUCACUCGAGUCAUUCACUGCUCAGAAUGACAAAACGUCUAAGGACGACUGUAAAAGAAAAAAGAAAGAGCAACUCUUUUCAGGAUUCAGACUCUGACCCUUUGAACCUGUCAAGGUUACCUCUCAGCUUCACACACGACGACAACAAUGUGCAGGAACUGUACGUGUCCAUGAGCGACAUAGCCGUGCCGCCAAACUCCAUGGCUAGCGUCUGCGAGAUAACCCAGAUAGCUGGUGUGCAGAGACACAACAACGAUUUCACCCAGUCUCUGAAUUCACCCCUGUCACCAUGGCCCCAGGAGAACUCAGAUCCUGAUGGUGGUACUAACCCGGACGCUGUAGCCAAUGCUGUGACUCUGAAGCAGACCUGGCAGAAGUUCUGUGUCCAGUCCAGGAAGCGUAUCCAGAUCCUUCAGGUCCAUAAGGAGCACAAAGCGGCCAAGCAGCUGGGCUGUAUCAUAGCUGGGUUCAUGCUGUGCUGGAUCCCCUACUUCAUAGUCUUUAUG